Messenger RNA from Aspergillus mulundensis, 639 nucleotides. RefSeq lists its product as uncharacterized. The record is from RefSeq and is a predicted model, not a curated record. Bases 1 to 639 code for a protein of 212 amino acids. NCBI's taxonomy places the organism in Eukaryota, Fungi, Ascomycota, Eurotiomycetes, Eurotiales, Aspergillaceae. The transcript is spliced from 3 exons.
AUGGUCAUGACCUGGAACGCUGAAUCUGACGCCAGGCUCUUCCUCGGCGUCCUGAACCAACUCCGCGACGCAAAGCUCAAGCUCGAUAACCAGAAGCUCGCUGAGUUCAUGGGUCCGGACUGUCUCCCAGGCGCCAUAGUCAACCGCAUCGCCCGACUCAGACGCAUGGCCGAGGCAGAAGGCGGCGGCAGCGCGAACGCCGACGGAGAUGUCGCUGACAACGGCGACGCCGAAACCACGCCGCAGGUCUCGCCGCAGAAACGCAAGGGGGGCCGGAAGCCUCGAGCCGCGGUCGCCGCCAUAGCUGCUUUGAAUGACGCGGCUGAUGCUACUGGCGACAUCGACACUGCCGGAAGAGCAGGACCCGACAGCUCGCCUCAGGUCUCGCCGCAGAAGCGCAAGACAGGCCCGAAGCCUGGAGGCUCGGCUGCGCCCAGGGGCAAGAAGGUUAAGGCGGUGGAGGCGGAGACUGGAGCUGAAGCUGAGGUUGCUGUGAAGCGUGAGGAGGAUCAUGAUAUGCACGAGGCUGGAGAUCGUGAGGAUGAUCAGGUCAUGCAGGAGCCUGAGAAUCGUGAGGGUGCUGUGAAGUGGGAGGAGGAUCAGGCCAUGCAGGAGUCUGAGAGUGAUGAGGUUGCUUAG